Messenger RNA from Neodiprion virginianus, 2088 nucleotides. RefSeq names its product serine/threonine-protein phosphatase 6 catalytic subunit (gene PpV). The transcript has 7 exons. NCBI's taxonomy places the organism in Eukaryota, Metazoa, Arthropoda, Insecta, Hymenoptera, Diprionidae. Gene Ontology annotation, biological process: peptidyl-serine dephosphorylation; G1/S transition of mitotic cell cycle. Gene Ontology annotation, molecular function: protein serine/threonine phosphatase activity. The coding region runs from base 74 to 985 and encodes 303 amino acids. The record is from RefSeq and is a predicted model, not a curated record. Gene Ontology annotation, cellular component: cytoplasm.
CAGUCACAAGUACCCUGUUCCACAGAUAGGUGACAGGGCAGACCCGCUAUUUCCGCGACAUUACGAAUCCAAAAUGUCAGACAUCGAUAAAUGGAUUGAUAUUGCAAAAGAGUGCAAAUACCUACCAGAAAAUGACCUCAAGAAAUUGUGUGACAUGGUUUGCGAUUUGCUCCUCGAAGAAUCCAAUAUCCAGCCAGUAUCGACUCCAGUAACCGUAUGCGGUGAUAUUCACGGACAGUUCUACGACCUGGAGGAGUUGUUUCGGAGCGGAGGCCCAGUACCUGAUACAAAUUACAUAUUUAUGGGAGAUUUUGUCGAUAGAGGAUAUUACAGCUUAGAAACAUUUACCCGUCUGCUAACACUAAAGGCCAAAUGGUCAGACAGGAUAACGCUAUUACGAGGAAAUCAUGAAUCGCGCCAAAUCACACAAGUUUAUGGAUUUUACGAUGAGUGUCACAACAAGUAUGGAAAUGCAAAUGCGUGGAAGUACUGCUGCAGAGUAUUCGAUCUUCUUACAGUAGCUGCUUUAAUUGACGAACAAGUGCUCUGUGUUCAUGGUGGUUUGUCACCAGCUAUUAGGACUCUAGAUCAAAUUAGGACAAUUGAAAGAAAUCAAGAAAUCCCACAUAAAGGUGCUUUCUGUGAUCUAGUGUGGUCCGACCCAGAAGAUGUCGAUACCUGGACAGUAAGCCCACGAGGAGCCGGAUGGCUAUUCGGAAGUAAAGUUACUCAUGAAUUUAUGGGUAUAAAUGAUCUUCAACUCAUAUGUAGAGCACAUCAGUUAGUUCACGAAGGCUAUAGAUACAUGUUCAAUGACAAGUUGGUGACAGUUUGGUCGGCGCCAAACUAUUGUUAUCGAUGUGGCAACAUAGCCAGUAUUCUACAGUUCACAACGGUGGACCAGAGAAAUGCGGUGUUAUUCCAGGCAGUGCCAGAUGCCGAAAGAGUGAUUCCCCCACUUACUACAACACCUUACUUUUUGUGAUCUAACUCGGCGCUCCAUCUGUCUCGAUGCAGAGGAGCGGCGUCGGGAUCUAGGCCUCACGGAGAUACAUGACUGCUCCUUUGUCAAUGAAUUGGGCUGGUAUUUUGACAGCAUGAACGAAUGUUCUUGUAGUAUAUCAUAAUUUGGGAGGUUUUUUUAUACAUCAGUUUAUCAUGAAAUUCGUAGUUUUUGUUUUCUUUUUUUUCCGUAUCAAGAUAUAUUUCCGGCACAAUGAUUGUGCCCUUCUUUAUUGUUCAAGUAAAAUUAUAUGUAAAGGAAUUUAUGACCUUGUUUUUUAAAAAAAUUUUAUACGCUAGAAAGUUGUCUGUGGUAAACUAUACUGAAAAAUAUAAUGAUAUAAAAAGGUUCUGCCAUUGCAUCAGCCUGAUCUGUUUACUUAAAAGAGCUUCUGUAAAAAUUCAACAACGACAUUCUAUGGUCUAGAUGCUUUUGCUGCCUACUGUGUACAUUCUGUAGAGCAUUCGCACCUCAGAGCAGCAAGUUGGACAUGUUUGGUCGCCUGAGAGCUUUUAAGUAACUUAUAAAUACACGAAAUGUCAUUGGUCCAGUGAUGUAAAGAGAAAUAACAUAGAAAAUAUUAUUAUUCAAACAUUCCGACAAGAAGUGGGCUCUGGGAACAGUGAAUGCUUCUUCGACAUUACAGUUUACUGUGUCUAGAAUUCAGGUUUCAAGAAUGCAUAAGCCAAUGUCGUAUCGUUAGGGUCUUCCCGAAGAUAUUAAUAACUUGAUUCUGUUCUAACGAGCUUCGUACCGACUAUUAUUGCUAAUGUUAAUAUUGUAUCUUUAUCUUGAAUAAUUGUACAAUAAAAAUAAAACAGUAUGAUCACGGAUGGUCCGGUAAAAGUUUAGCACAUACCAUUUUACUUGAUGAUAAAAAAAGCAUUGCAACAUUUUUGUACGAAACAUGGCAAUAUUUUAUCGAUAACCAAUUCCUUGCAUUUCGUAAAUUAUAUGAUGGCUUAUUGAUAUCAAUACAUAAAUGUUUUAUAAAUGUUCAAAUUCCGUGGAACGCAAUAACUGAUACUCAUAAAAAAAAAAAGACACAUUACUUUAGGAACGAUGGUAACCAUAAACUGUACGAA